GUCGUAAUUGUCCCUCGGUAGUAUCCGUAGAAAGUCCUCUUGUUUGCCGUAGUGACAUCAUGGGUGAACGUUUUUGAAUCGUAAACUCAUGUCAUGUGUGUGAAAAUUGGGAAAGAUUAGUUAAUAUUUUUACAGUCUGGAGUGAUAUACGCCUGAAAAUAGCCAUGAACGUCCAGCCUUCAAAUCCCAAUAACCCGAUAGUGUUUUUCGACGUCACCAUUGGAGGGCAAGAAGUUGGCAGAAUGAAGAUAGAGCUUUUUGCUGACAUUGUUCCAAAGACUGCCGAAAAUUUUCGGCAGUUCUGCACUGGUGAAUUCAAGAAGGAUGGAGUUCCCGUGGGCUAUAAAGGCUGCACAUUUCACAGGGUGAUAAAGGACUUCAUGAUUCAGGGUGGCGAUUUUGUCAAUGGUGACGGCACUGGCAUCUGCAGUAUCUACAGGGGACCAUUUGCAGAUGAGAACUUCAGAAUGAAACACUCUGGCCCAGGACUCCUGUCACUGGCCAACAGUGGACCAGGAACAAAUGGCUGUCAGUUUUUUAUUACCUGCACAAAGUGUGACUGGUUGGAUGGGAAGCAUGUAGUAUUUGGAAAAGUGGUGGAUGGUUUGCUCGUCAUGAGGAAAAUUGAGAAUGUACCAACAGGACCCAACAACAAGCCCAAGCUGCCCAUUGUCAUUGCCCAGUGUGGAGAAAUGUGAUAUAUUUUGUAUUGUUACACAUCAACAAAGACACAUGACCUCUGCUUAAUAGACAAGCCAUUUUGGAUGACUUACCAUUCAUGAUGUCCAUUUGCAUAUCACAUCCUUUUGAAAUUUUUGUUGUCAUUUUGUGGGAUUAAUUGAUUAUUUGCGGAAAAUGAUUGGUUCAACAAGGUUGUUUUAUUUUGUACAAUGUUAAUUACAACAGAAGUGAAGGUUUGAAGUCGCCAUCAUGAUUAGCUCAUGUCACUUGCAAAUGUCCAUAAAAGACAAACUUGACAUUCAAGAUAGAAACAAACAUGUAUUCUUUAUACAUUCUGAAGAACAAGGCUCUUUAUUGUUGAUCAGCCUUUUAAAAGGGCCUUGUUGAGGUUUUUUUAUCGUUCAAUAAAUUUUGACCCAUGUUUUUUAAAGCUUGGAACAUUCUUUUUAAUUUCAAAUUCAGAGAGAAUCGAAAUCAGGACAUUUCCUGAAUCUUAAGAUCCUUUUCGAGUUUAUGAUACUAAACUCUUUAAAGGGCACGCCACUCAAUGCAAAUUCCUUAUGAGUGUACUCCCUUUGUCUUUUUAUUGUUACUUACUCUAACCCACAUCCUAACCCAGAAACCCCUUCCCCCAUCUCUUGGACCAUGUCCCAUUUAGACAAAAGGGCUCUUUCAGCUGAAGUGCAGGAAGAGUUUGGGCUCGGUGGGAGGCUUCUAGGGUCAAUGUUAAAGCCUGUCUUUGUGUGGGACAACAGGGCCGAGCCAUUAACAAUAAAAUCACACUUCAACCAGGUCUCCUCAACAGUGCAAAAAACAUAUUUACAUGACAAAGGGGAAGGGGGUAGUUUGGGUCUGUCUCACAACUAGCUAGGGUCUGGUCGUUGAGUGCUCCCUUUAUAAUGCUGUGGGAGAAGUCAAUGAUGGGAUUUAUCUUUAUCUAAAAAAAUCACAUCAUCCUUACAUUGAAACCAUUCCCUAUUCCUGUACAGAAUCUCUCACUGAUGAAUAAAGCCUGCUUUAUUUUUGUUGUUUA
Messenger RNA from Pimephales promelas (fathead minnow), 1714 nucleotides. It is a transcript of the gene ppih, whose product is annotated as peptidylprolyl isomerase H (cyclophilin H). NCBI's taxonomy places the organism in Eukaryota, Metazoa, Chordata, Actinopteri, Cypriniformes, Leuciscidae. Gene Ontology annotation, cellular component: cytoplasm; intracellular membrane-bounded organelle. Gene Ontology annotation, biological process: protein peptidyl-prolyl isomerization; protein folding. The record is from RefSeq and is a predicted model, not a curated record. Gene Ontology annotation, molecular function: cyclosporin A binding; peptidyl-prolyl cis-trans isomerase activity.